This is a messenger RNA of Truncatella angustata, 2109 nucleotides long. RefSeq lists its product as uncharacterized. Lineage: Eukaryota; Fungi; Ascomycota; Sordariomycetes; Amphisphaeriales; Sporocadaceae. The record is from RefSeq and is a predicted model, not a curated record. The coding region runs from base 415 to 2004 and encodes 529 amino acids. Gene Ontology annotation, molecular function: GTP binding. The transcript has 3 exons.
CGUAAGAGGCAAAUCCUCCUCAUUAUGAGCAAAGGCGUAAGAUUCACUUACUACUAAGUCUUGCAGACGAAUGUGUCUGAGCUCACUGAGAUAGUGAAGCAGGCUCUGUGUAAGGGUAGCACCAGGAAUGCACGAUACCAUCCAACGCACAACGCAUAACGCAUAACAUACACAGGCAUCUGACCGGCCAAUAUAUUAUCGACACGUAGACCAUCUCUGCCCUGCCGCCGCAUACCAUUUUGAGCAACUCCUAGGAUGCUUUGCUGCCAUGCUCCCGGGCUCCCACCCGCUUUCGGCCGUGCCUCAUUUGCAAAAGAAUGACAUCUACGCGAUUGCGCGAUCCUGUAGAUUUUCCCCCAGGAACGCGAUUCACAUCAAUAUACCAGGAGUGAUCUCUUUACUCAGAAAACAAUCAUGACGCAAAAGUCGCGGGACAAUGAUGCUAAAUCCCAACGCAGGAGCAAGCACACCAUCGCUCGGAGAACGACUUUGCCCAUGGAUCAGGGAGAGGACGUGGAAGUCCUAGAGUUUAGCUCCAGUGACAGAAAGAGCUCGAAAAUAGCAUCUAGACGUUCAUCGCUAUUGUCAUCAUCAUCUUCUGAAGGCAGCCAAGACGACCGACGCCGCCGCCAUUAUCAUCAGUCAAGACCAUAUUCACGUCAUGAUUCACAAAGAAAUCGUGACGACGAGGCCUCCGCCUCAACCACGGUGCCUUCGCCUCCUAGCCUCCAGCAAAGCGACUUUUUGACCGAAGAAGACGGCGUGGUAGUGAUCGUAUGUGGAGUUACUGGUGCAGGAAAAAGUACAUUUAUCUCUCUGCUCGCCGACCAGAGCGUCGAGGUGGGACAUACGCUGGAAUCGAAUACGACUAAGGUAGAGGUUUACAGUUUCAAAUGCAAAUCGCAGACAGUGUACAUAUUCGACACGCCCGGAUUUGACGACACCCGCCGGCCUGACGUCGAAAUCCUCAAGGACAUCGCCUUCUUCUUGGCACAGCUUCGCGCGCUAGGAGAAAAGAGGGUACGUCUCGCCGGAGCAGUCUACCUGCACCGCAUCACGGACCGGCGCAUGCAGGGAUCAGCAUUGAGGAACCUGCGCGUCUUUCAGGCUCUCGUCGGUCAGACCAACUUCGGGGCUGUAACGCUCGCCACGACCAUGUGGAGCAAAAUGGAUGAUCCAGCUACUAAUGCACGCCACGACGAACUGCAGAGCGGCAGUCAGUUCUGGGCAGGCAUGAUAAGCCGUGGAAGCCGAGUGGUCAAGCAUGACGGAUCCUGGGGAUCUGCGCUGGCGAUUAUAUCGGGACUCGUAGACCGUGUGGCUGACAGAGGAACGGUAUUUGAUAUCCAGCUCGAACUUCUGGAUAAAGGAUUGCCGCUGGCUGAUACGGCGGCGGGCAAGUGCGUUUUCGAGACGCUACGAGACGCUAAGAGAAAUAUGCUGAAGGACGUGGCUGCGUUGAGCGAGGAGAUCGAACAGGCGUUACUCGAGGAAGACGAGGAGACAGCACGCAAGUUGAAACAGGUCCUGCGCGAACUGGAAGACAAGGCGUCGCAGCAGGAAAAACACUGGGAAACCCUGUUAAGUACUGACAUGGACAAGCUCAUGGUAGAAAAGGGUCCACUAUAUCAGAAGCUUGCUGAAAAGAAUGUCCCAAAGCAGCGAGGACCGGAAGAACAAACUGAGCAGUCAGCAGCAACGAAGCGCAUCGCUGAGCUAGAGAAGGAACUGUGCGAGAGCAAGAGACAACGGGAGGUAGAAGGGAACAUAGCAAUCCUGCAACAACAAAUUCUGAGAAAGGAGCUGGACGAGCAGAAGGCUCAGAUCAAUCGUGAUAAUACUUACAACGAGAAUGUAAGAUGGCGGUUGGACAAAGAGCAAAGUCUCUCAAAUGUAGCCGACGAAGAAGAUUCGUCUUCACUAAGAUUACUGUGGCGUAUGGGCAUGCCCACAUCUCGGUAUGUUGUAAGGGAAACCACUAGAGCGCGUUAUACUCCCCCGUGAUAGAAGGAAUAGCAUAAUUAUAGCCCAAAUUAAUAGAGAGGAAAAACUAUAGGCUCGGUUUCAUAUAAUCCCCCGUAUAUCCUAUAUCAGACGAUUGAGGGGUUU